Messenger RNA from Aspergillus nidulans FGSC A4, 3182 nucleotides. RefSeq names its product aspartyl-tRNA synthetase, cytoplasmic (gene erdS). NCBI's taxonomy places the organism in Eukaryota, Fungi, Ascomycota, Eurotiomycetes, Eurotiales, Aspergillaceae. Gene Ontology annotation, cellular component: cytoplasm. Gene Ontology annotation, biological process: tRNA aminoacylation for protein translation; aspartyl-tRNA aminoacylation. The record is from RefSeq and is a predicted model, not a curated record. The transcript has a single exon. Gene Ontology annotation, molecular function: ATP binding; aspartate-tRNA ligase activity; aminoacyl-tRNA ligase activity. Bases 70 to 2940 code for a protein of 956 amino acids.
CUUUCCUGAUCCUUGUUCCCCUCCUCAAUCGCAUGCACUCUUCAAGUGCGUACUCUGCAGACUGUCAAAAUGUCCAUCAAAAGGGCGUUAUCCAAAAUUAAACCGAAGCUGGAAGAGAAUCUCCCGUCCCCUUCAAGCUCCCGGCAAGGCUCGUCAUCUCGAACAUCGUCGCCUCGUCGAAAUAUUCUGAGCAGUUUUCUGCGCGAUCGGGACUCUGCAUCAUCUUCCGAUGAUAUCUCAGACGAUGCCUCUGGUGCAGGUAGCGUCAGUAAGAAUCAACAGAAGCGGCUCGCUCGCCGCCAGCGGAAGAGCGAGCAGCGUUCUCGAAUGAGCGAGGAUAUUGGCGGCUCCUCCGAGUCUGAGCGUCGUCACAAAGAAGAGAUCGACCAGGCCAUCCGGGAGGAGACUCCAGAGAUGCGGGCACGGUAUGGCGAACUUCCGCUGCUCCAGUCGUCGACUCGAAAGCGAGAGAAACGGCUCGACUUUGACACCAUCUCGGCGGAUAUGGUCGGUCAGCAGGUGUUCUUCCAGGCAAGACUGCAUAUUAUCCGUCGUAUGAGUGCAAAGCUGGUUUUCCUGGUCUUUCGGCAACAAUUGUCGACUUUCCAGGGUGUUCUGCACGAGGAACCCGGCGCCAAGUCUAUUGCCAUGAUUCAAUGGGCUGAGCAUCUGAAGACGGGCUGCAUUGUUCAGGUCCGCGGCACAAUCAAGGCUCCCGAUGUCCCUGUCUUGGGAUGUACGGUGCACGAUGUCGAAGUAGAUAUUGACGAGGUCCACCUUGUUGUACGUCGUGAAGACCCGGUUCCUUUCAGUGUCUAUGAGGCAGAGAUCCGCACUGCCGAGGAAGAUCUCGUCGAAGGUCGUCGCAGCCAUAUUUCAGACCGCACCCGUCUGACAAACCGAUUGCUCGACUUGCGCACUCCUACCUCCCAGUCCAUCUUCCGCAUCCAGUCCGCUGUUUGCAACCUCUUCCGGUCCGCUCUGGACGAACAAAGGUUCAUUGAAAUCCACACCCCGAAGCUACAGGGAGCUGCCACCGAGUCUGGUGCUAGCGUCUUCGAUGUGAACUACUUCGGCCGAGAUGCUUUCCUGGCCCAGAGCCCGCAACUUGCGAAACAAAUGGCUAUUGCGGCUGACUUCGGUCGCGUAUAUGAGAUCGGUGCUGUUUUCCGUGCGGAGAAUUCCAACACGCACCGCCAUUUGACGGAGUACACUGGUCUGGAUAUCGAGAUGUCGAUCGAAGAGCACUAUCACGAAAUGCUGGAAGUGUUGGAUGCUGUGAUCAAGAAUAUUCUGAAGGGUAUCUAUACCCGUUACCGCCGAGAGAUCGAGAUCAUCAAGCACCAAUUUCCUUCGGAGGACCUUGUUUGGUUGGAUGAAACUCCAAUCAUUCGUUUCAGCGAUGGUAUUAAGAUGCUUAAUGAAUCUGGCUGGCGCGAUGACGAAGGCAACCCAUUAGCUGAAGACAAGGACCUUGGUACUCGAGACGAAAUCCGCCUAGGUGAGCUGGUCAAGGAGAAGUACAAGACCGAUUACUAUGUCCUCGACAAGUUCCCUGUUGAUGCACGUCCUUUCUAUGCGAUGCCGGAUCCAGAUGAUCCCCGUUUCACCAACUCCUUUGACAUGUUCAUUCGUGGCCAAGAGAUUGUCUCUGGAGGCCAGCGUAUCCAUGAUCCACAUAUGCUCGAAGAGAACAUGCGUCGGGUGGGCAUUAAUCCGGACACGAUGGAGGAGUACAUGGAAGGUUUCCGCUGGGGAGCGCCGCCGCAUGCAGGUGCUGGUAUUGGCCUGGAACGGAUGCUGAUGCUUAUCCUCAAGUUGGGUAAUAUCCGUCUUGCGUCUAUGUUCCAUCGCGAUCCCAAGAGUUUCCCUGCCAAACCUCCCGCCUUGCAGCUGCGACAUCCAGAAUCGUCUACCAUUGAGCCACCAUGGGUGAAAGAGAGGAGAGGUACCGUGGCCCAAAGUGAAAGUGAGCUACAGCCAAUCGAACAUUUAAUUGCCAAUUACGGCGAUGCCACGUCCACCUCAUGGGGCGACGAGCGGUUUAAGAUUUGGCGCGACAUGGCCACCGGUGCUGCAGUUUCCUAUGUGGUCAGCAGCAACAAUUACGUCGUCAUUCCAGGCAAUCCGUUGUGCGACGCGAGGCAGUAUGGUCGGGUCAUCUCUCAGUUCCUGCAAUGGCUACGUCGUGAAACUAAAUACAGGCCUAUCUGGCUGUUGUGCUCUCCCGAAGUUGAGACUGUUCUCGGUGAGAAGCUCGGCUGGCGCAGUUUGUCCUGUAUUGCCGAAGAGGUGGUAGAGCCUGCGCGCAACCAAGCUGCUAUGGACGGCGAACUUGCCCGGAAAAUUCGGCGCACAGAGAAUGAGGGGAUCAAGAUUGUGACUAUAAACCAGGGUGAAAUGGUGUCUGAAAGUGUCCGAGAGGCGAUAGACAAGCGAAUUGAAGACUGGAAAGCCAACCGCAAGGGAACCCAAGUGCAUCUUUCAGACAUCCACCCAUGGCGCGACCACGAACACCGCUGGUACUUCUAUGCAGUUGACAAAGAAGGAACAAUCUGUGCCUUUGUCACCUUGGUCUUGAUCUCGCCCACGUACGGCAUGCAGGUCAAAUACACCUUUGACUUCCCCGGGUCUCCAAACGGCGUUAUUGAGUCCCUCAUCACUCACGCUAUUCAAACAGCCGGCCGCUCGGGCGUAAAGAAACUCACUUUUGGCGCUGGAGCAACCAACACCUUGACCCCUGGCCACAACAUGCACGGCGCCAAGAUGAAAAUGCUUCAGCACACCUACGACGCCCUUGCGAAGCAAUUCCAUCUUGUCCGCAAGAGCGAGUUCCGCGCUAAGCUGGGUGCUGAAGAUGAACCGCUUUACAUCGCCUACCCUCCCCACGGCCUAGGUCAGAAAGGCAUUCGGGCCAUCCUGCACUUUUUCGAAGAUUAAACGGAGGAUUAGAAACUUUACGCAAUCUAAUAUACCAUCGGGCAUACCUCACUUUUGUGUUUUGCGUUGGUUUUUAGAGUAGUUUUGGUCUGGCCUCUCUCCUUUUCAUUUGUUUACCGUCAUGAUCUUUUCGAUUAUUCCCCCAUUUGUUGGCGAGAUGUCUUCCUGUUUCAGCCGGAUACAUACACCUUUCAAUGCCCAUGUCGUUACGAAUCAAUAAUACGCUGCCAUGCUUACGUAUC